Messenger RNA from Micromonas pusilla CCMP1545, 2634 nucleotides. RefSeq lists its product as uncharacterized. The transcript is spliced from 2 exons. Bases 1 to 2634 code for a protein of 877 amino acids. NCBI's taxonomy places the organism in Eukaryota, Viridiplantae, Chlorophyta, Mamiellophyceae, Mamiellales, Mamiellaceae. The record is from RefSeq and is a predicted model, not a curated record.
AUGGCGGACAACGUCGCGGAGAUGACCGAGGCGAUGCCCGUCGUCCCCGCGGUCGAGGCGUUCUUGAGCUACCUCUCGCUCCACGACCGAACGCAGCUGGACAUCAUGCUCCAUCGCUCGGGACGCCACCCGGACAACCUGAAUUGGAGCGCCGACCCCAAGUUCGUGAAGAAAGCGCUGGUGUACGGACGCGCGACGUCCGGGGACGACAGCGAGCUGUACAAGAAGACGCUCCAAGAGCAGCGGAACGUGGAGAAGCGUCAAGCGCGGCGCAGCGUGAUGAACGCCAAGGCGCGCGAGGCUAACGCCGACAUGUCUAUCUUCGAGCUGGAGAAGAAAUUGCUCAAGACGUUCAAAGCCUACGGCGAAUUCCGCCUGUUCAAGGAGAAGAUGCGGUUCCGACGCGCGCCCGUGGGCGGCGUUUCCGUCCCGGAGUCCGAGAAUGGCGUGUGGGAGAUGAGCACGCUCGGGUUCCAGCGCAUGAUUCGCGACUGCGGCCUGCUGGACAACUCCCUGAGCGUCCAAGACAUGGACAAGAUUUUCGUCGCCGUCGACGCGGGGGAGACGGCGGCGCAGCAAAAGGUGAACAAGAAGAAACGCGCGCAGCGGAUGCGAGAGGGCGAGCACGAGGUGGGGGAUCUGAAGAUAAACUUCGAGGAGUUUGGCGUCGCGAUGCGCGUCGUCGCGAAGAAGCGGUACCCCGCCGCGGCGAACCGAGACGUCGCGUACAGGGCGCUGAUGAAAAAUUACGUCUCGCCCAACGCGCUCGCGUAUCCGAAGAAAAUGGAACCCGAGCCGGACCUGGACGAGCUCCUCUCGCGCGAGUGCGUCAACGCGUUCACGAAACACGACGCCGCGAUGAAGCGCGUGUACGGGCACUACGCGACGCUGAACAUGACGAGCGCGACGACGAAGAAGAUCACGUGGGCGACCGUCGUGGAGACGGGAUCUACGAUGAACCACGACGAGUUCAUCACGUUUUGCAUCAACUUUGAGAUCGUCCCGCAGCUCCUGACGAAAGCGGACGCGCUGUGCGUGUUCAACGAGGUCGAGGCCGCGAACGACGCGGACGGCGAGGUGGACGAGAUGGUCUACCCCGCGUUCGUGGAGCUCCUCGGGCAGCUCGCGCUGAGCGCCUUCGCCAACGUGCCGCCGAUUUUAAAAAACCCGCGGACGGACGUCAGCGCCAUCGAGGCGUGCAAGAGACUGAUCAAGCCCGUCCCGAAAGAGCUGUGGUUCUACGGCACGAUAGGCAGGCUGUUCCGGCGCCGGGGGUACUUCGUGGGCCCGAACGGGAGCUGCAUCCCCGCGAAACAAGGCGCGGGGCCCGCGGACGAGCGGUAUCCGUACAAAGACCGCGACGCGGCGGCGGGCAAGGCGCCCCCCGGGGCGUGGAUCCCCGCCGCGGGCGGGAACGCGGACGGGAUCACGAACAACCCCGGGCACGAGCGCAGGUACGGCCGCGGCGGCGACGGGUUCUGGGGCGGGUACGACCGAAGGCCCGCGCAGGCGGUGCACUCGCGCGAGGAGAAGCUCGCGCGCGAGAAGAUUAAUCGCGUGCUUUUGGGAAAGAUGCAGGCGCACGACCGGCUGCGCGCGAGGCAACGCGAGAACGACGCGAGGUAUCCGGGGUACCCGAGCGGCGGCGUCGCGAACUUGGGCGCGGACGUCGACGGCGACGGCGGCGCGGAGGACCGCGGCGAGGCCGCGCGGUUGUUCAAGCAGUCUUCCACGCACGGCGAGUUGACGCGAGAGUCGUCGCGGUUCACGGAGACGGAGGCGUUUUUGGCCACCAUCAGAGACCCGCCGAUGGACCUUCUCAAAGCCCCGUGGGUCCCCGCGAACCAUCGCAUCGCGAGCCACCACAGCACCGAGUCGUUUCAAAAGCCCGCGGUGCCGAUGGACAAGCACGCGGCGAGCGCGCUCGUGGAGAAGAUCAUCGCGAAGCAACGCCGCGACGGCGUCGGCGCGACGCGGCGUUCGGUCGUGAUGGCGCCGCGCGACGUCUCAUCGUUCAACGCGGGCGACCCGCGCGAUCGACGCCGGAGAGAUAACAAAGGGCGUCUGCUCCCCGCGGGCGCGAUCCCGGUGUCGGACCCGGACGCGAGAGGGAUCGCGCGGCGGCGACGCGGCGUCCAGGUCACGACGUUUCAGGCGCCCGUGGAGCGGCACGGGCACGGCCCCGCCGUCGGCGGCGUCGUCGAGCCGAAGACUCUGAACACGCCGUACGGGUUCGAGUCCGCGAGAGAGAGCUACGAGGAGACGCUCAGGGAGAGUUUCGACGACUCCGUGUACGACGGCGAGGGGGGUGCCCACGACGGCGAGGGAGGUGCCCACGGCGGAGAGGACGACUACCCGCGACUCGACGCCGACGGCGACGGCGACGGCGAGGAGGAGGAGGAGAAGAAGUGGCUGUCCCCGAAGCAGCGCGAGGCGAGGAAACGCGAUCAAAACUCCGUGAGAAACCUUGACUGGUUCGAGGAGAUACGCGCGAAAGCGCUCGAGCAGAGGCCGGUGGGGGAUCAACUCAGUCGCUGGCGCGGGAAGCUCGGCACCAAGGCGGAUCGAGAGAACGCCGAGUCGAUGAUGGCGAUGAUUCGACGCGGUCUCUCCGUGAACCAAAACGUAGAGUGA